Colletotrichum karsti is the source of this 2577-nucleotide messenger RNA. RefSeq lists its product as uncharacterized. The coding region runs from base 1 to 2577 and encodes 858 amino acids. The record is from RefSeq and is a predicted model, not a curated record. Gene Ontology annotation, cellular component: cell division site; cytoplasm; division septum. Lineage: Eukaryota; Fungi; Ascomycota; Sordariomycetes; Glomerellales; Glomerellaceae. Gene Ontology annotation, biological process: cytoskeleton organization; small GTPase-mediated signal transduction. Gene Ontology annotation, molecular function: GTPase activator activity. The transcript is spliced from 4 exons.
AUGCCGGGCUUCGCAGAGUCCUUUUGGUCCAGCGAUUAUGCUGCGGGACUGGGCGUCCUGUUCAGCAAGUUGCAACAGGGCGUGCAUGAGAACCGUCAAGUCCUUACCGUUGCCCGAUUGCGUGCCGAAGCCGAAGAGAUCUACAGUCAACGCUUGGGAGACAUCGCGCCAGCUGCCGACAAAGUGCAAAGUGGAUUCUCGAGAGAUGACGGUGCCAGUGUCCGCAAGGCCUACGAUGGCGUUCGGACCGAGAUGGAGGAGGGUGCCAAGAACCACAAGAAGAUCGCACAGAACAUUCGAGAUCUCGUCGUCAACCCUUUCUCCCGCUGGUGCGAUGCCCACGAAUCUCGCAUCCAGGAUUCCCAGGACGAGCUGCAGGCUCGCAUCAAGGCGCACGACAGACAAGCAGAACUGGUCAAGAAGCUGAGGAGCACCUACUUCAACAAGUGCCGUCUGGUUGAAGAUAUCGAGGAGGAGACCAAGCUCGCAUUCCAAGAUCCCGAGAACAGCCCGAAGAACAACAUUCCCGAGAUCAAGGUCUCCGAGAACAAGGAGCCCGAGAAGGAGAAGCACGAGGUCGAAGCCGAGGACGAGAUGGUCGAGAUUGGCGAUGAAUUCUACAACCCCGACCAGGUCAAGAAGAUUUUGGAGCAUGCGCUGAACACGAUCAAGCUCGGAGAGACAAAGGUUCCUAUUCUGGGAACUUACCAGAACACCUCCUCUGGCGCAGAGAUUGUGGAAUACCUGCAAAAGCACAUGAACACCAGCAGCGUCAGCUAUGCUGAGAGAAUCGGACAGGACCUCAUCACCAACGGAUUUCUGCGCCUCAUUGGCAAUGUCGGCAGCUCUUUCGCAAACAGCUCCAAGAUGUUCUACCAGUGGCGGCCAAAAGCCUUCAAGGCCGCUGGUGUCCCCGAAAAGAAGCAAGCUCUUGGACGCACCUUUUCCAUGCCCGUUUCCGAAUCGUCGGAUUCGCCCGUUGUCGGAACCGUCAGCGAGUACCUUGCCAACUGGAACGUCCUCAACAACGCCCACCCCAACGAGACCCCCGCCGAGCGAUUGCGCCGUGAGGCCAGAGAGGCCGACGACAAGUACAAGAGCGGUGUUCAUAAGCUUGAUGAGAUGCGCUGCGAGUUGGAGGAGACUAUUUUUCUCCACCUCCGCUUCUUGGAGCGCUGCGAACUGGACCGUCUCAAGGCCAUCAAGACGGUCAUUCUGGACUUCUCCGGUACCAUCAGCAACGUCAUCCCCAGCCUCCAAUCGGCUGUCGAUAACAUGAUGCUCUUCCAGGAGACGGUGCAACCCGCAGGAGACCUGAGGUACCUGCUGGAGAACUACCGCACCGGUAGCUUCAUUCCCAGGGUCGUAGUCUAUGAGAACUACUACAAUAAGGUUGACGAGCAGACCUUCGGUGUGGAUCUUGAGGCCAGAGCGCGUGCGGAUAAGAAGCGCGUGCCCGUCAUCAUCACCACUAUCCUGACCUACCUUGACAGCCACUACCCUGAUCUGGAAGGCGACGAAGCGAGACGUAACGUCUGGCUGGUGGACGUGCCUCUGCCGCAGAUUCACAAGUUGCGCGCCAAGAUCAACGACGGCAAGCCCAUCCCAAGCGACGUCUUUGACGAGUUCGAUAUCCCGACCGUAGCAAGCUUGCUCAAGCUCUACCUCCUUGAACUGCCUGAUUCUCUGGUCUCGUCACAUGUGUAUGAAAUCAUCAGGACGAUCUACCAGACUCAGACUUCGGACGACGAUGGCUCGCGAGUUCCUGUUCUCCAGCAGACUCUGUCGCAAUUGAGACUUACCAACAUCGCAACGCUUGACGCCUGCAUGAACCACUUUACGCGCCUAAUCGACCUCACCUCGGCUGAUGAAACUUACGUCUCGACCUUAGCUACUACCCUGGCGCCAUGCAUUCUGCGCCCUCGCACGGAGACUUCACUCACGAUGGAGGAGAAGCACGCUUACCGUCUCAUUCGGGAUCUCUUUGCUCACAAGGACGCCAUCUUCAGCGAGCUGAAGCGCAUGUCUACUUUGAAUCACAGUGUGUCGGUCGGCGGCAACAAUAACCGCCCUCGUGCCAUCAGCACCGACGAAAGCAACCGGAGAGCAAACAUGGAGGAGCGGAAUAGAGCUCUGCUCGAAAAGGCUGCCGGUAGCCGCGGCCGCGCUACGAGCCCCGCCCCUAGCCCUCGCGGCCACAGACGUGAUCGCAGCACCGGCGGCCCCGAAACCCGCUUCCCCAUCCAGACGAGCCCUCCCGGAACCGCUGGUGACCGCCAGCGGUCCAGCCUCGGCAGCGUGAUUGGUGCCAAGCGCUCCAGUCUCGAGGUUCCCGGUAGCGAGACGGGCUCGCCCGCAGAGCCGACGAACGGCACGACGAACCCGGCCCCGGCUGCCGAGGGCGUUGCCGCGAGGAUCCAGGCGCUCGAGUCGCCAGUAGAGAAGCGCAACAGCUUGGGUCGCAGCACUGCGAGAUACUCGCUCGAACGGCGGGUGCCCAUCGCACCGAGCGGAAACGACAGCGCUCCGUCGACCCCCCGCGGCGUGACGCUCGAGGACAAGCCCAUGGACGAUUAA